GGCCUCCUCUGCCUCCUCCCGCCACCCAUCUCCCCCGUCUUGCUCCUGUUUUUCCUCCUGUUUUUCCUCCUGUUUUUCCUCCCGUCUUGCUCCUGUCUUCCUCGCCUCCCCCCUCUCAUACUGUCUGUCGAUGGACGCGGAGAGCAAACCCCUGCUUGGCGUGUCGCAUGAUGGCCCGACCGACCUCGGGACGGCGACCGGCCUGCCGGCCUAUGCGGCCAUGGGGUCCGGCCAGAUCCAGCACUUGACACCGGCGAAUGCCGGCGGUCUUGGCGCCUCCGAGGGCCCGUAUCCCGGGUCACCCGGGGCCGGGUCUUCGCGCGGGAACUCCUCCAACACGGAUCUCGGCCACACGUAUCCCUACUCGGAUGGAGAUAGCGAUGGUGAUGGUGAUGAUGAUGAUGGUGGUCACCUUUCCGGGGCCAAGGCGACGCCUUGCGCCACGAUGUCCGAGCGCGACGCCGCCGGCAAGACCCUCGGCAACACCCUGGUGGACAAGCCCCUGAAGUACCGCCUCCUGGCCCUGGUGUGUAGUUGUUUGCUGAGCGUCGGCAGCCACUAUGCCUCGCACAUGCUCAGCGCCCUGAAGCCGACGCUCAAGGAGGAGCUCGACAUCACCAACGCCCAGUUUGGCCUGCUGCAGUCGGCCGUAUCGCUGGUGAACACGGUGAUCCCCCUGUUUGGGGGCAUUUUCAUCGACCUGUUCGGCACGACGUGGGGCAGUUUGGCCGCCUCGACAUUGAUCCUGGUGGGCGAGGCCAUCGUGGCCCUGUCUACCAUGGCCGUCAGCUUCGAGGUGAUGGUCAUCGGCCGGGUGAUCUACGGCAUCGGCGCCGGGUACAUUGUCACCGUGCAGGAGGCCAUCCUGGCGCACUGGUUCGAGGGCCGGGGCUUGGCCCUGACCAUCGGUCUGCAAAUUGCCAUGUCUCGCUUGUCGAGCUUCCUGGCCACCGGGACCGUGGUGCCGAUUUCCGAGUCGACCGGCUUUUAUGGCAAUGCCUUCUGGGUGUCGACCGGCAUUUGUCUUUUCUCGUGGCUGGUCAACAUUGCCUACAUUGUCCUGAUGAAGUAUGUCCAUCGUCUGGACACUGACAAGGAAAAGGAGCUCCAGGAGCGUCUGCGCAAGAAGAACACCUUCCAGGCGCGGGAUAUGUUGGCCUUCCCGCCGAUUUUCUGGUUUGUCAUCUUCCUGGCCAUCGCCCUCGGUGCCUCGUGGAAUCCGUUCAUGCAUAUUUCCGCUGAGCUCGUCCAGCAGCGCUGGGGCAAGUCCGACUCGAUUGCCGCCUGGGAGUCCAGCAUCCAGCUGGCCAUUCCCGUUGUCCUCAGCCCGGUCCUUGGCUACAUGGUGGAUCACUUUGGCCGGCGAUCCUUGAUCGCCAUCAUCUCGGCGGUUGUCCUUCUGAUCGGCUACUCGCUGGUGGGCUUCACCUGUAUCUCGCCGCUGGUGGGCCUGGUGCUCUUUUCCUUCUCGCUGUCCCUCGGCCCGGUGGCCAUGAUCACGGCCAUCCCGUUGGUGUUGGAUCUGCGCCUGAUCGGCACGGCCCUCGGGCUGUACAAGUGCGCCAUCAACAUCGGGUCGACCCUGCUGGAUCCGAUCGUCGGCGUGAUCCAGGACACCCAUGGGGGGACUUACCACCUGGUGAUGGUGGUCUUCUGUUGCAUCGCCGUGGUGGCCACCAUCAUCUCGGUGUUGCUGCUGCUGACCAGCCACCUGAAGUAUGGGGGGCUGAUCGACCUGCCUCGGGCGGUGCUCGAAAGCACCGGCGCCCUGUCCAUGAAGAGCUUCCCCUCGAUGCCGCUUCUUUCGAAGGUGUGCAUCGGGGUCGUGUGUGUCUUCCUGGCCGGCAGCUGGAUGGUGUACUUCUUCGUCACCCUCAACGAGCUGUUGGCCGAUGGCAGCGGCAGCAUCAGCGCCAGUGCCUCGUCCUUGUCCUCGCCACUGGCCGACUUGCUGGCGUUCAGCGUCGGCACGCCGGAUUCCUAUUAUUGCGUGGCCUCUCCGGUGGCCCCCUGAUAUGGGCAUUCCCCUCUUUCUUUUUCUCUCUCUCUCUCUCUC
Molecule: messenger RNA, 2056 nt
Organism: Fonticula alba
Lineage: Eukaryota; Rotosphaerida; Fonticulaceae
Exons: 6
Coding region: 131-2014 (627 amino acids)
Biological process (GO): transmembrane transport
Cellular component (GO): membrane
Molecular function (GO): transmembrane transporter activity
Source: RefSeq, a predicted model, not a curated record